This is a messenger RNA of Saccostrea echinata, 845 nucleotides long. RefSeq names its product macrophage mannose receptor 1-like. The transcript has 3 exons. The coding region runs from base 98 to 655 and encodes 185 amino acids. The record is from RefSeq and is a predicted model, not a curated record. NCBI's taxonomy places the organism in Eukaryota, Metazoa, Mollusca, Bivalvia, Ostreida, Ostreidae.
AAGGGAACAGACUUUCAUUACAUCAAAAGAAAAAAAAUUUACCGAGUGUUCGGAAGGUUUUCCAGCUUUCUCGGUUCAGCAUUGCGUACUGGAAUGUAUGUCUACAUGUAAAUAUCCUGGUCCUCGAAUCUGGAGAAAGGAAAAUAAGACAUGCAUUUGCUGUGGAUGUGCGUUUCCUGGUAUUACGAUGAACCUGACAAAUAGUUCUGGAAGCAGUAUUAUAGGUUAUACACCUUUACCAGAGCCAUGCAUUGAGAAUUACAAGUUGUUUUUCAAUGGCUCCGAGGUGGCUUGUUUGCGGUAUGAAAUCACCACUGUCAAUUAUAGCUCAGCUCUAUCGGAUUGUCGAUCAGAAGGGGGUGACCUCAUCAAAAUUAACUCUCAGAGCAAAAAUGAAUUCAUCUUGAAAUAUAUUGAGUUUUACGGCGAUCUCACUUUGGACGUUUGGCUUCAAGGAAAGCUGUUUAAUACAAGUUGCAUCUGGGUUUUUGAAGACGAUACUGAGAUAACUUUCAACUUCUGGAACAAUAGGGAACCAAAAUGUGACCUUGAUCAGCCGCGCAAGAGAGCCAGAGCAGACAGAGGGUUCCAAUGGUUUGAUAAAGUAUCUUCAGCUGCAUAUCCCUAUUUGUGUGAAAUGAAUCCGUUUCUAUAGUACAAAUGGAGGAUUGCCCAGAUAGUUUGUGUGUUAAAAAAUACUUCACUUUCAACUACAAUUAAUUUUACACAGAUGAUUUUCGUAUCUGACUUUGUAAUUUAUGAAAGAGGCAAUGCAAUAUACAUGUUUGGUGUUUCAUUAAGCAACAAUUACGUUGGCCAUGGACAUGACGACACAAAUAACAAUG